ACCAGCAGAGCGUUUGUAAAUACUACCUUUGUGGGUUUUGCCCAGCUGAAUUAUUUACAAAUACCCGUUCUGAUUUAGGUCCUUGUGAAAAGAUUCAUGAUGAAAAUCUACGUAAGCAGUAUGAGAAGAGCUCUCGUUUUAUGAAAGUGGGCUACGAAAGAGACUUCUUACGCUAUUUACAAAGCUUACUUGCAGAAGUAGAACGCAGAAUUCGAAGAGGCCAUGCUCGCUUGGCACUGUCACAGAAUCAGCAGUCUUCGGGGGCUGCUGGACCAACUGGUAAAAAUGAAGAGAAGAUUCAAGUGUUAACAGACAAAAUUGAUGUACUUUUACAACAGAUUGAGGAACUAGGUUCUGAAGGGAAGGUGGAAGAGGCACAAGGGAUGAUGAAACUUGUUGAACAGUUAAAAGAAGAGAGAGAGUUGCUGAGGUCUACAACUUCAACGAUUGAGAGCUUUGCAGCCCAAGAAAAGCAAAUGGAAGUUUGUGAAGUCUGUGGAGCCUUUUUAAUUGUAGGAGAUGCACAGUCCAGGGUAGAUGACCACUUGAUGGGAAAGCAGCACAUGGGUUAUGCCAAAAUAAAAGCAACUGUAGAAGAUUUAAAGGAAAAGUUGCGAAAAAGAACAGAAGAACCUGACCGUGAUGACAGGUUAAAAAAAGAGAAACAAGAGCGAGAAGAGAGAGAGAAAGAGAGGGAACGGGAAAGAGAGGAGCGGGAAAGAAAGAGACGACGUGAAGAAGAAGAAAAGGAAAAAGAAAGGGCUCGUGAUAGAGAGAGGCGUAAAAGGAGUCGUUCUCGUAGCAGACAUUCGAGCAGAACAUCUGACAGAAGAUGCAGCCGUUCACGAGACCACAAAAGAUCAAGAAGCAGAGAAAGAAGGCGAAGCAGGAGUCGUGACAGAAGAAGAAGCAGAAGCCAUGAUAGAUCAGAAAGAAAGCACAGAUCUCGCAGUAGGGACAGAAGGCGGUCAAAAAGUCGGGAUCGAAAAGCCUACAAGCACAGGAGCAAAAGCAGAGAGAGAGAACAAGACAGGAAGUCAAAAGAAAAAGAAAAGAGGGGCUCUGAUGAUAAAAAAAGUAGUGUGAAGUCCAGUAGUCGAGAAAAACAGAGUGAAGACACAAAUACAGACUCGAAGGAGAGUGAUACUAAGAAUGAGGUCAAUGGGACCAGUGAAGACAUUAAAUCUGAAGUGCAGCGUAAGUAUGCACAGAUGAAGAUGGAACUAAGCCAAGUAAGAAGACAUACUAAAGCACCUUCUGAAGGAAAAGACAGUGUAGUCCUGCAAAACAUUUUGAGCGUUGGUGUUGUGAGCGGCCCAUGAAAAGCCAAAUUAAAAAUCAAGGAUUCAGUCAAACUAAGCAGGUACUCAUGCCAGGUACUCCUUUCUCUACCCACAUCCAUGUUUGAAUGCUGUUGCCUGUAAUCUUUAAGCUUACUGUUGUGUUUUUGAUUUACAAGAUAGUGAAAAGGAUUUUUUGUGUAUUGUCUGAAUUCUGUAAAUCUGAUGUUAACAGAAUGGAAUUUUCUUUCAACUGUGUGUAGGGAUGCAGUGCUGCCCAGAAUUAGAUAUCUUUAAAGAGUUUAAAAUGCAAUAAACACUACCUAGUAAUCGCCUUGUUACAUUCAGUGCAAUUCAAGUCUUUAAGAGGUAUGUGCUUAAUAUUUCCUACUGUGUAGGAGAACUUAGUCAGCCAUAGUACAGAGAAGUGGAAUGGCUGAUAACAGACUACAAAGGCAGAUGUAAAUACAAAGGCAGAUACUACCAAGUAUUCAUGGCAGGGGUAUAUGCUUAAAAUGACUUAUUGGAAAUAAAAGCUAAAUAUUAGGAAAGA
Molecule: messenger RNA, 1833 nt
Organism: Tinamus guttatus (white-throated tinamou)
Lineage: Eukaryota; Metazoa; Chordata; Aves; Tinamiformes; Tinamidae
Source: RefSeq, a predicted model, not a curated record